This is a messenger RNA of Bacillus rossius redtenbacheri, 3304 nucleotides long. RefSeq names its product vesicular glutamate transporter 2-like. Gene Ontology annotation, biological process: monoatomic anion transport; transmembrane transport. Gene Ontology annotation, molecular function: transmembrane transporter activity. Bases 120 to 1631 code for a protein of 503 amino acids. The transcript has 10 exons. Lineage: Eukaryota; Metazoa; Arthropoda; Insecta; Phasmatodea; Bacillidae. The record is from RefSeq and is a predicted model, not a curated record. Gene Ontology annotation, cellular component: membrane.
UUGAAGCUGACGUAAGUCACGCGCUUUUUAACAGUAACAGCUCCAUUGUGGCCCUGACAGAGCGCAAUCUGGUCUCGGUUCUGACGCGACGAGCAGGCUGACUGCGGGAGGAAAGAGCCAUGGCCAAAACAGACUGGGUGUCGGCCAGGACGGUGCUGUGGUGGCUGGUAUUCACCGGCACGGCCGUCAACUACGUCAUCCGCAUGAGCAUCAACAUCGCCAUCAUCGGCAUGGUGCGGGACCGCAGCUCCGGGCCGGACUCCCUGGACACGGCCGAGCGCUGCUACAACGCGACUGCCGCGCGCGCCGCUGGGAACGCCACCGUCGCGCGGGCCUCCAGCCUCGUCGACACGGUCGAGGACAAAGUGGACUGGGACGAGUACCAGCAGAACCUGGUGCUGGGCGCGGCCUUCUGGCUGUACUGGCUGACCCAGGUGCCCGGCGGCGUCCUCACGCACCGCUACGGCACCAAGGUGGUCCUCGGCGCCGCCAACUACACCAUGUGCCUGCUGGGGCUGCUCAUCCCGUUCGCCACCUUCAGGAGCUUCCACCUGCUGAUAGUCAUCAGGGUGCUGCAGGGUUUCUCCGGGGGCUUCGUCUGGCCAGCGCUACAUGCCGUGACAGCGGCCUGGAUUCCUCCGAACGAGAGAGGGAAAUUCAUUUCGGCCUACACAGGCAACUCCCUUGGCACCGCGCUGACGUUCCCGCUGUGCGGGCAGAUCGUCUACUGGUUCGGCUGGCGCAUGGUGUUCUACAUGACGGGCGUUCUGGGCACCGUGUGGCUGCUCGCGUGGUACCUGCUCAUGUUCGACUCGCCCGCCCAGCACCCGAGGAUAUCGCAGGCCGAGCGGAGGUACAUCGAGGAGAGCCUCGCCAGCUCCCACACCGAGAAGAAGUUACGAACACCAUGGAAGGCCAUUGUGACGUCUGUCCCCAUGUGGUUGUUGAUAUUUACGCAGUGGGGUAACCUAUGGUGUCUGAACCUAGCUCUUACCCAAGCACCGACUUACCUGUACACCAUCCAUGGCUGGAACAUACAGAUGACGGGCGUGAUGUCCGGAAUACCCCACAUACUGAGGAUCGGCUCCGCUAUUGGUUCGUCUGUGAUCUUCGACAUGCUCCUGCAGAAGGAACACCUUUCACGGACGGCGGUCCGAAAAUUAGCUGUAGCAAUAUGCUGCAUUGGGCAAGGACUCGCGAUGGUGGGAAUGGCGUUCAGCGGCUGCAAUGCCGUGAUGGCCAUGGUGUUCAUGAUGAUAGCAAUAGCCAUACAGAGCUUGGACUCCUCGGGGCAGAUGGCCAGCUUCGUCGACCUCAGCCCCAACUUCGCCAGUAUACUGUUAGGGAUUGCCAACGCAGUGUCUGUCCUCACUGGAUUCGCGGCACCCACACUUGUUGGGCUGCUCACAAAAGGAAAUCAAACCACGGCAGCAUGGCAGCAGGUGUUCCUGGUGUCAGCGGCCAUGGUAGUGCUACCUGAUGUGCUACACCUGUUCUUUGGUACCUCCGAGCUGCAGCCGUGGAACUCUCCCGAGGCCGACGGCACCGAGAUGGCGGACGUCAAGGAGGAGCUGCAGAAGCUCAACGUCGACGCAGAGCUCAAAGAAAACGACGGCGAAGAGAAGAAAUAGCAGCUUUGAAUACAUACACUGUAUAGAAGUCGCGAGCGGAUAGGAUUUACUCCACGUUUUUCAGGAGCGUGUGAUGAGCAGCUUGGGAACUUCACCGCUGCAGUGCGCUGCCGUAACGCCGUGUAUCGUCUUAGGUUGUUAUUUACAUGUUAGAGCGCAGCACUGUCGCCCGCUGUCAUUCCCCGCACCCCCCAUCUAUCAUUCACUGCAGCUCAAGGUCGUUCAACUGAAGGGGGAAGGGGUGUUUGAAGAGUUCGACACUUGUCCGCUAGGGACCACCACAAGUCGAUGCCCUAGAGAUGGUGGCGAUUGCGGCGGUGAAUCAACCAACUACCUCAAACCGUAUUGGAAAUUUUAACCUGGGCUGGCGACUUCUAUACAGUAUAUAUAUUCAAAGAUAGCAGCCAGCGGUGUCGAGAUCCCCGUCCUCGCUUUGCAACCCAGCUGUUGUGAACGCCCGGGGGCCGUAAAGACGUCACUGGCUUGCGUGUCCAGUGUCACCAUCACCUCUAUGUGCAAGGUUGUGCUUGUUUGCGGAGUGUGACUUUUUCUCUGAUGACUAUGUCGCCUCGGUGCACACGACCAAUGAAUGCCUUCAAUCGUUUGACGUUCUUAUCUAAAAUCCCACCUAUUUUAACAUACCUACGCACUUAAGAGGAAGAACAAAUAAACUGGCACAGGUCUAAUUUCAUGCAUGUGAUGUUUCUUAAAUGAUAUUUUAAAGCCAGACUUCACAGUACAGUAUUUGGUAGAGCUUAAAUAAAAUAUGGAGUUUUAAAAUUCUACACAUUGAUGUACCAUGGGUAGGUGGGUCCAUGUGGCAGUGUGUUGGAAAUAUACUUUGAGUGUUCAGAUAGUAAUUAAAUUCAAAACAAGCUCACAGGUUUGAAGAAUUAACUGAACAUAUUAGAAGCAUUUUAACAUGAUCAAAAAAUUUUGUUUAGGCUACUUGUACCAGCUGGAUACAUGCAAAUCUAUGAUGCACAAUUGCAAUUAUAUUAUUUGUACUACAGCAGUUCAACCUGAAACCAACCUCCGUGGCUUAGUCGGAUGCACACCCGCACGAUGUGAGGGGCUUUGGGUUUGAGUCCCGGACAAGGCAUGGAUGUUAAUCUAUGUACUGAUAUUUGAUUAAUGAUAUGAUAAUAAAAGGCUUCGACUAAGAAAAGGCAUCUAGUGCUGGUUGUGGGCGGAAUCCAAUAGCCAUUCAACCAAUUAAUAAGAAUAAUAAGAUAAGUUCAACCUGAAAUUAUAAGGUCAUCACUUUGAGACGAUUGCUGCACAUUGCCACUGCACAGAAGACAUACCAGUUCAGAGCCUUGCAUGUGAAGGCGAUAUCGCAACUCCAUCCUCAUCAUGCUUUGAGAAUCAGGAGGCGUGUGCGAACUCGACCAAAGAGCGUAAACAGUGAUUCCUAGCCGACAGUACACCCAACUCUUUGAGUUUAGUAUGACUCUUCACAUAUAGGUAACUGCUCCCUGAUGAUGGCGACUGCAAUGUCGACCGAAACGUCGGUGAAUCAUUCGCCAAGGACACGGCUACAACCCAGAAGCCAAGCUACUUCAACAGUGAAUUUUGUUUGAUAGCAAAGAGAUUAAAUUUUCAGUUUGUUGUAACUUUAGCAUUGUUCACUAUCAAUUAAAUUGCAAGAAAUAAAAACUGAUUCAAACAUA